Python bivittatus (Burmese python) is the source of this 962-nucleotide messenger RNA. The record is from RefSeq and is a predicted model, not a curated record. Lineage: Eukaryota; Metazoa; Chordata; Lepidosauria; Squamata; Pythonidae.
GGCCCUUUAAGCUGAGGGGAGUCCGCUCGCAGGUUGAGUCCUUCUUCUCUCCAUGGCCCUUCAUGAAGUAGACCAUGGCCUCAUCAGCCAACUACUGGUGGAUUCAGAAGAGAAUCUUAGUGUGUGCACUGAGAAAAUGCAGCCCACAUCUCCAUAUAACUGGAGUGCUGACUGGAGCUUCUGGAUCUCAAGUUCUACUUACAAAUAUCGGAAUGAAGAAUUCAAGAAACAAUUCUCACAUCUGCCAGAUUUGGAAAGGCUCGUAGUGGAUUAUGCCUGUGCCCUCCAAAAAGAUAUCCUCCUUCAAGGACGCUUAUAUCUGUCUGAAAACUGGGUCUGUUUCUACAGCAACAUCUUCAGAUGGGAGACUGUGAUUUCUAUCGCUUUGAAGGACAUAACCUUCAUGACCAAAGAGAAGACGGCUCGGCUUAUUCCAAAUGCUAUCCAAAUUGCUACAGAAGGGGAGAAGUUUUUCUUCACUUCCUUCAGUGCCAGAGACCGAACCUAUCUCAAUAUAUUUCGAUUAUGGCAGAAUGCAUUGUUGGAGAAGAGAUUAACCAAACAGGAAUUCUGGCAGCUUGUAACCCAGAGCUAUGGCUCCGAGCUUGGCUUGAAUACAGAAGAGAUGGAAAGCAUUUAUUCAUCAUCUGAAGAGAAUGGACAAUUAAGAUCUAACCUUAGUGAUGAAUCUGGAGAUAAGGAACCAGCUAAAGCUGUUGGUGUAGUUCAAGAAUCCAUUGCUCAGACUGAAGUUGAGACAGAAUUUCUUAGUGGAAAUGCACUUUUAGAAGAAGCUGAACCAGAGGAAUGUCAUUAUGAUAAGCAAGACAGGAGGAAUUCUUUGAGUCCUUUAGAAAGGAAGCUCUCUGAAGUUGUACCACACAAAGUUUCAGUACAGUCCUCGGAUCUAAAUAAGAAUUUCCUUGAAGAGAAGAGCAGUGCCUCAGAAAGCGAUGAAGAAG